Molecule: messenger RNA, 441 nt
Organism: Papaver somniferum (opium poppy)
Lineage: Eukaryota; Viridiplantae; Streptophyta; Magnoliopsida; Ranunculales; Papaveraceae
Exons: 1
Coding region: 1-441 (146 amino acids)
Source: RefSeq, a predicted model, not a curated record
AUGACAAAAUGUAACCCAGUGGCUACUCCGGUCGACACCUACUCCAAGCUCAGUGCUACUUCAGGUCCUGCGAUUAAGGAUCCUACUCUAUACAUAAGCCUAGCUGGAGCUUUACAGUAUCUCACAUUCACCAGGCCAUACAUAUCUUACGCAGUUCAACAGGUAUGCUUAUUCAUGCAUGACCCUCGAGAGCCUCACAUGCAGGCCCUUAAGCGGAUCAUUCGCUAUCUUCAGGGCACAAUUUAUCACGGUUUGAUUGUCUCGGUCUCCACUACUUCUGGAUUAACGGCAUACUCUGAUGCUGAUUGGGCAGGAUGUCCUGAUUCUCGUCGAUCGACUUCGGGUUACUGUGUCUUUCUUGGUGACAACCUCGUGUCCUGGUCAUCCAAACGUCAGGCAACAGUUUCUCGAUCCAGUGCUGAAGCUGAAUACCGGGGGUAG